AUGGCGGUGGACCCAGAUAGAAUGGGCGACGGAGAGUGCAGCAAGGACUACAUCGUGGUGUACCAGGCGCCGACGGCGCCGCUGAUCAACGGGAUUCCAACCUACACGGUGCAGGUGCUCAACACCUGCUUGGGCCAGGGAUGCGGUGGCGCCGGCGGUGGGAUCGCCGCCGUCCACCUACGCUGCGGGUGGUUCAGCUCCGCCCGCCUGGUCAACCCAAAGGUCUUCCGGCGGCUCGGCUUCGAUGACUGCCUGGUCAACGACGGCCGCCCCAUCCCCGCCGGCGGCGCCGUCUCCUUCCAGUACGCCAACACCUAUCCCUACCGCCUCUCCGUCUCCUCCGUCUCCUGCACCCCCCCAAAAUUCCCCUGA
Molecule: messenger RNA, 372 nt
Organism: Spirodela intermedia
Lineage: Eukaryota; Viridiplantae; Streptophyta; Magnoliopsida; Alismatales; Araceae
Source: the annotation of a GenBank genome assembly